This is a messenger RNA of Cuscuta europaea, 910 nucleotides long. Lineage: Eukaryota; Viridiplantae; Streptophyta; Magnoliopsida; Solanales; Convolvulaceae. The record is from the annotation of a GenBank genome assembly.
CUUCCCUUUAUCUCGUCCCACUGUUCCAUGUACAAAAUACAAAUCAUGGGCGGAUCCGAAAAAGAUAAAUGAAAAACGCGGCGGCCCGCGGAUACUGCCACUGCGACUGCCCCUCUUCAACGUGUCCAAUUCACCGCAAAGCUGCUCAUUCUAUUGCCAUUAAUAUUACACGAAGCAAAGCUGCUCUCUCUCUCUCCAACGUAACUCACCGCUUACUUUGUUUAUCAAAAUGGAAGGGAAAAAACUUGUUAGACUCCUUAAGCUUCCCCUCCUCUCCCUAUUCCUGUUGCUAAUCUUGGCGCCGCCAUCUUCAACCGCCGCCGUUGGGAGGAAGGUAGGCGGAAGGAAGGAGGUGAAGGACGUGAAGAGCAAUCAAGAGAUUCAAGAAUUGGGGAAAUACUGUGUCCGAGAGUACAACAAGAACCUCCACGGCGAAGCCGAAUUGCUCAGCUUCUCGGAGGUGGUGGAGGCGGAGACGCAAGUGGUGUCCGGGAUAAAGUACUACCUCAAGAUCUCCGCCGCUGGCGCCGCUAAUGGUGUCCGGCGGUACUAUGAUGCGGUUGUAGUUGUCAAGCCGUGGGCGGCGAAGUCGAAGGAGGUUCUCAAAUUUGCACCUUCAUCUCCCCUACCCGACAUAACCAGGCUCGAGCCUUCUUCCCAAAAGAGUUCGGAAUCCGCUCCUAAAUCCGACCCAAUUAUAAUAAAUAUUGAUAUGUUAGUAUGAGGGAGCGUUAUGAUGAGAUCUUAUCUUGUUGUACAAAAUGGAUGGUUGGGUCUUACUAUAAUGUUGUUAGCAAUAAGAGUAGCAUCUCUAUAGACAUAUGAGCUGAUCCAUGAAUCCUUCUAUUGUGUAGAAGGAUUGUUUUUCUCCAAUUUUCAAUCAUGGAAUAAUAAGGGGAGAUGUGCAACC